Molecule: messenger RNA, 5532 nt
Organism: Symbiodinium natans
Lineage: Eukaryota; Dinophyceae; Suessiales; Symbiodiniaceae
Source: the annotation of a GenBank genome assembly
AUGUGUGGUGGGCCUUCCUCGUUGCAGAAGACAUUGUUUUGGAAGAUCGUUCGAGAAGGUGCCGAUGCGCCGGCGCUUGGGGUCGCCACAUCGUCCAUCAAAGACGUCAGCCCCAAACCGGCCAAGCAGGGCCCGAGAGUGGCUGCUGUGGAGUGGUUAGAUAUCCAGCUUGCGAACGUCUAUUUUCGCAAUUGGGCGAACGCUCGAAGGUGGAGGGAUUUGGACGUGAACGAGAAGGGCAUGCUCAGAAGGGGCAUCUUCUCGGUGCGGGUCCUCUCCGGCUUGGUUCGUGUUGGCUGGGUGGCGGAUGAGGCCUCUGCAGAUGAAGUGGGAACUGACGAGACUAGCUUUGGCUUCGGAGGGACAGGGAAGAAAUCCCAUGCCAACAUAUUUGAAUCUUAUGGUGACACUUUUGGAAGUGGCGAUGUGAUCGAGUCCCGCCUGGACCGCCGCAACGGUCUUCGCAUCGCAUUCGCACAGAACGGCCGUGACCUGGGCGUGGCCUUCGACGUCAAGGCGCAGCCUCCGCUCUUGAGACAGAGGUCAAUGAUGCCUGCUGUUUGUGGCAAGGGUUUUCAAGUGGAGAUCUGUCAUGCAGAUCCUGUGCCAGAGCCACCCUUGCAACGUUGCAAGUCGGAGGAGGAGAUGUCCACACCGCUUCGCUACUAUGCACUCCGCUGUAGCGCGGCCAAGCCGGCCAAGGAGAAGCAACCGAAGCCCAUGGCCAAAGAGCGACAGGCCCGCCCCGAAGCUGACAAUUUCGAGGCCAUGCUCGGUAGCUUUUUCGUAAAGCUGGAGAGAAAGGCCCAGCCCGAACAAGCUGUGGAACUCUGGCUCCGCUCGGCCUUUGCCCUUGCAAAGGAAACUCCGAGUCGGGAGGCCCAGGAGGCCCAGGAGGCUCAAAGGGACGGCUCCCAGAUCCGCAAGGUCCAGCGUAAGGUGGCCUUGCCAUCCGGCCCCACCUUUACCAUCAUCGAUUCCCAGCCAGCCAGCAGGGCCAACGCAGACCGGGCCUUCUCUCAGAAUCUGGCCCUCUGGGAACACCUGCCACGGGGCCACGCUGAGGUGCGCGGGGACACCGGCAGCCUGCUUUGUGAGCUCGCGGCCAUGCGGAAGUUCGGGAGCUCAGAGGAGAAGUUCGGGCCGUUGGCCCGGGAGGCCGGUGGUGCCCGCCGCUGCGCCCUCUCCUGGCUUCCCGCAUCCGUGAAGAGCUUGAAGACCGAGCAUCUGAGCCUGGCCAUGGUGUUCACCACAAAGGAGAACGGAGAGAUGUGCAAAGCAUCUUUCUUCUUCCAUGGUGAUGUGCCCUACCUAGCUUUGGGAUCCAAGAACGUCACCUUGGUGGUCGUCGCCACGGACAAGAGCAAAGCCUUGGAAGACCUGUCUUCCUACACGGAGGAGCGGUUCCAGUUCGCCGUGGAGAUGGCCGAGGUCUUCCUCACCCAGCUGUUCAACUUGCACGAGGACCAGCGGACCACCAUGAUGCGUUUUGUUGUGGAGCACUCUGCUACCCUCUGCGGAGAGUCCAUCUCUCCGGUUCACCAGCACAUCCAAAGUUACCACAACUGUCAAGGGCAGAUUCAAGCCCACAUCCGCUUCUUCGCCGUGACUUCUCCCAGCUCCUUCCCGACCUCCGGCCUGACUUUACUUGACCCGCAAGAAGCAGCUCGCGUCUUCAGUGAGUGGGGACUCCAUCCUGUUGACAUGGACGAAGCUCCGGUCAGUGAUGCUCGGGCCAUCGAAGCACUGGAGCAGAAACACUUGUUUCUUCCAAACCGAGAAGGUGCCGUGGUCUACGUGGUGGUGCGUUCUUUGACGCCAUCUGGGGCCCAGACGCGCACUGCCCUGGUGUACAAGUGGAAGAACGCAUGGUAUGUCACCGUCCGGGCCCUCCGGGAGAAGUUCUGCCGGCGAGCCUCCGAAUCGCGCAUUCGCAGCCGUGUCCGACUGCUUCACGUGCACCAUCCGAAUGAGACCGAGAUCUUGGAGGACUACCUCUCCUUCUACCGGUGGGUGCUCCUCCUGCUUCCGCACAAGGGCUUUGCAGAGACCUUGUCUUCAUUCUGGGUAGACCUCAAGGCUGCAUACGACCAGUUCCGCCAGAGCCAAGGAGGCCGUGAGGCACUGGCACCUGCACUGCCUGAAAGCCUCACCGCAACAUUUCCCGUGGGCUGGCUGGCCUCAUUCCCGCAGCUCUUUGAACUCCUGCGUGCAGAGUUACCUGAAGAGCAGUGGGUGCCGGCUCUUUGCCGAGAUCGGCAGCUGCUGGAAAGCGAGGCCCCGGAGGUGUGGCUUCAGAAGGUCCGUCACCGCAGUUGCGUCCCAUCUGGAGCGCCGAUCGCAAGUGAACAGGCGCACGAGGAGGUGGCGCUGGUGGCCGUUCUCGUCCGUGGUCUCCAGGGAAGCGGGAAGUCCAGCCUCUGCCGUGGUCUGAGGGAAUUGUUGGGUGGCGACUGGGUGAACCAGGAUGAGGUGGCUGCCGUGGGGAAGAGGGGGAAGUCCCCGAAAGAGCAGUUCCUCCAGGUGCUCGCCGCUGCAGCGGCCCGUCCGAACAUGCGCUACCUCUUCAUAGACAAGAUCCAUACUCUGAAGCAGCACCGGGACGAAGUGGCAGCAGCGGUUCGCCAGGGCUUCCUGCAACGCGCAAUGCCAGAGGGACGGAUGGCGCUGGCUUUGUUAAACCUCUGCCAUCCAGAUGAUGACGAAGGCGACUUCUCCAACGCCUUGGACGUAUGCACGGGCCGCAUCUCAAGCCGGGGCCUAUCCCAUUUGUCUCUGGUUCCACAAGCCAGCGAUGCCGCUGCAGUGGUCAUGUCUGCAGGGGAGAACGCUGAAGUUCUGACGGAUGAAGAGAAAUGUGAGUUCGAUGUUUAUGUGGAUCUGGACAUGUGCCUCCCCCAGAAGGCCUUGCUUCAGAGCGCAUUGAGUAAACUCCGUGACGCGGGGCUCCUGCAAGACAAACUACAAGAGUCCUUCACUGAAGAUGUUUACCAGCACGCUGUCGAGGUGGCAAAGGCACACGAGGUGGAUCUUUCAAAGAGAUGGAAGACCCUCUACUGGAUGGUGGCAUUAGACUGGCAGAGCAUCUUGUGGGAGAAGGCGGUGGGAUCCUUCCAGGAGGUGCUCGCCGCUUCAAUGCAGUCGAUCCAAGUACAUGCACCCGGCGCACCCGGUUUGCAGCCAAUCAGCGAUCCUCAUGUGACCUUGUUUUGGCCCUCAACGGCUGGCACGGAAACCUCGUGCUUUCAGGAGCAGCUUGAGAAGGUCGAAGGCCGCGAGGUGAGCGUCACCGUCCAAGCACUGUGCUGGGACGAAAGUCUUGGACUCAUUGCGCUCAGGGUAUCCUUAGACGAGACUUGUGCGCACCUCUGCCAGAAUCUUCAUCCUCACAUCACUGUUGCAAGACUCCCGGGGGUGGCAGCCAAGCUCUCCAAUGACAUGCUCCUACGUCAAGCUGAAGGAGACACUUCGGUAAAACAGAUCCCUUUGCAGCCGUUCACGGUGACGGGCCUUGUGCAGCGGCAGCUCUCUGCCGAAUCCCUUGCUUUUGCAGCAGCUUCAGCGAGUGCCUUGCCCGAGGGCAAUCCAGUUUGUCAGCUCGGUUUGGCCGCGACUGCUGAGUCCGUGGACGUGUGGGCAACCUACGAUGCGUCGGCGCGGUUCCGCAGGAUCUCCCGCGCACUGGGCGCUUUGAUCUGCCCGGUGUCAGAGCCCCUGCUGCACUGCAAGGGUUGGCCGCCCAAGCUCCGUGGUAAGAUGUGGUUGACCUUCCACGAAAGGCCCCUGAGCAGUCAGAGCAUGCGAGCCUUGGAACAGUUGCAGAAGCAGAGCAUGUUUCAAACAUUGCACGUGGCGGUGGCAUACUUCCAAAUCUCAGAGGGCUUCCUGCGGAAAACUGUUGCGGAGAUGCAGCAGGAGCUCAGCCAUCGGCUGUCUGGGCGUGGCGCGGAGGCUUUGGAGCGUAGUCUCGAGGCUCUGGCGGCCUGGCAGGGCGUCUCCAUGGCAAAGCCCAGCUUCUACGUGCAGUGCAAAGCGGCUGGUUCCCAGGAGCAGACCGUGGCGCUGAGGCAGGCUGUGGCAGGCGCUGUGGCCGGCCUGGUCCAGUGGACACCAGAGCUGAAGGCGGUCGUCACGCUGUCCAUCCAGACCCGAGACGACUGGAUCCUGCUGGGCUUGGUCUUGCCAUCCCAAGGAGGCAAGGCGAAGGGUGCCAAGGACCACCCGAAGGAGGGGAAGGAGGGCAGGGACGGGAAGGAGGGCAAGGAGGGGGAGGAGGGCAGGGAGGGGAAGGCCUCCAGAGCCAAGCUCUAUCUGACCUCGGAAAUCGAGCCCCUGGUGGCCCUUGACAGUUCCGGCUCCACCAGGCACCAGAACUUGGAAUUGGAUGGUUCGCAUCUGGAGGGGGGUGGCCAGCUGCUUCGCAGCGCCGUGGCCUACGCCGCUGUGUUGAACAGAGGAGUGCGGGUUCGCAACGUGAGGGCAGGACGGAACCCUGCCGGCCUUAGGCCAUCGCACGUGGCCGCGGUGCAAGGAGUCAGUCAACUGGCUGGAGGCUCUUGCGAGGGAUUGACGGAGCGCAGCAUGGCCUUCAGCUUUGCCAAAGGGAAGGACACGGACAUCACCGAGCUGGUGGUUGAUGCAGGGACCGGGGGCUCCACAAUGCUGAUGCUACAGGCGUUGCUACCGGUGAUGCUGGCGAAGUCUGCUGCGCUGAAAAGCUCAGUGCAGGUCACUUUGCAAGGGGGUACCAACGUUUGCUCUCCCAAGGAUGGGAAAGUAACCGCGCCUCAGGUGGAGUACAUGCAGCUCGUGUUGUUCCCUAUGCUGCGACGCCUCUUCGCUGUGAGCUUGGAAAUGGAGGUCCACAAGAAGGGCUUCUUGAACGGAGGCGGUGAGGUUGUAGUCCGAGCUUCCGCCCCGCAUUGGCCGCUCCAGUGCAUGGAGCUCCUGGACUCCGGUGGCGUGCGAAGUGUCUCUGCUGCGGUGUACAGCUCUGCAGGGGUUCCGCGCAACGUGCUUGGCCGCAUGGUCGAGGGGAAUCUGAAGCGCCCUGCUGGUGCAGCGAUCCUGCUGAAGGAGCGCCUCCCGAACACCCAGGUGCACUGGCAUUCCCAGGAGUGCCCCUCCAACGGUGGCGAUGCCUGUGGCCUCGUGGUGUCUCUUGAGAUGGAAAUGGGCAGCUUCUUUGGAGGCGACUCGAUGGGCAGAAGAGGCACCUCGGCCGAGAGCGUAGGCGAGGAGGCGGUGCGGAAGGCUUUGGACUCCCUGGACAGCGGAGGCUGCACCGACGAGCAUUUAGAGGCACAUGGUUGGGCUAUGAUUGGAUAUGAGUAUGAGUCCUCGGAGGGUGCAUGUCCGGAAGGACCAACUUGUGAUUUUCAUGGCGUUGGCAAAGGGUACCUCGCGGCUGCGGCUGGGGAAAGCUACCCGCUGCUUGCACCUUCAGACUGCUUCUCGGCCCGAGUACAGGACAAAGCCAACCCCAUUUUAGAGAUUCACGGUGUGGGAGGUGCGCUGGAGGCUGGCACGUGA